This is a messenger RNA of Didymella exigua CBS 183.55, 1689 nucleotides long. Its product is annotated as mitochondrial distribution and morphology protein family 31/32. The record is from RefSeq and is a predicted model, not a curated record. Gene Ontology annotation, cellular component: mitochondrial inner membrane. NCBI's taxonomy places the organism in Eukaryota, Fungi, Ascomycota, Dothideomycetes, Pleosporales, Didymellaceae. Gene Ontology annotation, biological process: mitochondrion inheritance. The coding region runs from base 1 to 1689 and encodes 562 amino acids. The transcript is spliced from 3 exons.
AUGGCCCGCAUACGCUCCCCGACCGCGGCCGAGCUGCUGGCUGCCGCCUCCGGCUUCUGGUCGCGCCUAAAGGUCCGCUUCAAGUGGCUCACGAUCCGCAGCAACCGCAACUUCAACGCCGAUGAGCUCUACGCCCUCUUCUCCUGGGUCCUGGCCGCCCACGUCGCCUGGAUCGUCCUGGGCACCACCUCGUUCCUCAUGCUGACCGUCUUCAUGAUCAACACGGCCUUUUCGCAGGAGACGCUCGCCAAGUGGAUCGGAAACUACCUGACCAAGUCGUCGGGCAUCCGCGUCGUCUUCGAGACGGCCGUCGUGCCCAAGUGGAAGGACGGCGUCAUCUCCUUCCACAAGGUCUUUGUCUCGCGGCGACCGGGCCAGGGCAAGGGCAACGUCACAAAGGGCUCGCAGACGUCGGCCGCUGCCGAGGCCGCCGCCGGGGCUGCCAUUGCCCACCCCGGCAGGGACGCGCCCGUCGACGAGGAGGACGCCAAGCACGCCCAGUCCGACGUCUCCGUCGACGGGGACGCCAGCCACGCCCAGUCCGACGUUUCCGUCGACGAGGACGACACCAACUACACGCAGUUUGACGUCUCCAUCGACACCGUCAACGUCACCCUGUCCUUCUCCAAGUGGUUCAACGGCAAGGGCCUGCUCAAGGACGUCGAGAUCAAGGGCAUCCGCGGCGUCAUCGACCGGACCGCCGUGCACACCGUCGAGGGCGUCGAUCCGCGCUCCUACAAGCACGACCACAGCCCCGGCGACUUUGAGCUCGACUCGUUCAAGAUGGAGGAUCUGCUCGUCACCAUCUACCAGCCCGACGGCUUCCGUCCCUUCCCCGUCAGCAUAUACUCGUGCCAGCUGCCCCAGCUGCGCAAGCAGUGGCUCUUCUACGACUUUCUCUCCGCCAGCAUCAUGUCCGGCUCCUUUGACGGCUCGCUCUUCACCCUCCACCCGCGCCAGUCCCACAGCUACACGGGCAUGCAGCUCAGCAGCGGCCGCGGCGCAGACGGCGGCUCCACCUGGAAGAAGCACUCGCGCAUCCGCAUCGACGCCCUCAACAUUGACCACCUGAACCGCGGCUACGACGGCCCCUUCUCCUGGAUCCACGAAGGCAACGUCGACAUUGUCGCCGACAUCAUGCUGCCCAACGACGACGACGAAUCCCUCGCAAAGGUCAUGAGCGACAUGUACGACCGCGUCGAAGCCACCGUCAGCCAAAACGGCCGCGCCGUGCGCCACCACUUGUCCGACCACGCCUCCCACGGCUUCGACCACCACGACUUCGACCACGACGACGACGCUGUCCAAGAGGCCCUCGACCGCUUCAUCAUCAUGGACCUCAAGGUCCAUCUGAACGACGUGCGCGCCGCAGUGCCCAUCUUCACGCGCGACAUGUCCUACGUCAACAACGCCCUCGUCCGGCCCAUUGUGGCCUACAUCAACAGCAAGCGCACCUUUAUCCCCGUCAACUGCAGGGUCGUGAAGAAGCUCAGCGAGUUUGACGGCAGCUGGACCCUGUACGACAGCGGCCUGAUGGAGGAGGUCUCGCGCGAGAUGUACGACGCCUUUGCCCGCGAUGUCCUCGACGACCGCACCGUGAGGAAACGCAGGAUCAAAAAGGUCGGCAUCUGGACCCUGCAGCUAGCCGCCCAGGCCCUGUUCCUCGGGCUGGCUGGAAACAUGGCGUAG